UUCUACUCAUUCUCGAACAAUCAUCUUCCAGAUCCAAGAACUUUCUCUUUUCCUUCAACUUGCGAGACCGCCCAAUCGUUAUCCUUAGCGAGUAUUUUAAGCACUGAGUUGCUUACAUCACAUAUUUCUUAUCCACUAUGUCUGUUUUGGACAGGUAUGGUCCCGAGGUGCAGAGAGUCCCUGCAGAUGCCCCCAUUGAAGACAUCAUUGCACUUCUCAAGCGUGACGGAGGUGUUUUCGUGAAAGGGCUUGUAUCUGAGGCAGAUGUUGAUAAGGCAUAUGGUGAAUGUCGAGCACGUUUAGACUCCGAUGUCGAAUGGUCGGGCAGCUUCUUCCCCAAGGAGACGCAACGGGCGCCAAGCCUCCUUGCUCUCAGCCCUACAUACGCGCGAUCUCAGGUCAUGAACCCAGUCUACCAGCAAGUCGUCGAUCAUUUCCUUACUACACGAAGUUGGUUCUGGUGGGGCACUGAACGGAAGGAGUCGGUUUCUAAACCAUACUUGCAUUCUUGUACAGCUAUGAGGAUUGGACCUGGAGGCAAAGCGCAGCCACUUCAUCGCGACGACUACAUCAGUCAUAAUAUCCAUAACAAUAUCGAAAAAUGGGAUGAUGAGCGUGACGUGAACCGUGAAUCUGCUGUUGGACUGUUUGUGGCUGGGUCAAAGGUCACGAAGGCGAAUGGCGGUACGCAGUUUAUCCAAGAGAGUCAUCUAUGGGGUUCAGAACGUGGCCCUCCGCGUGUUCAAGACUGCAUCUAUGCCGAGAUGGACAAAGGCGAUGCAUUCAUCAUGCUUGCUUCAGCGUAUCAUGGUGGGGGUACCAAUUCCACCAAAGACCAGCACCGCUUAGUCUUUGCUACAUUUGCUGUUCGUGGCUUUUUGAGACAGGAAGAAAAUCAAUUCCUCGCUGUGCCUAGAGAAACAGCGAUGAAGCUUGACCAGGAUAUACAGGCAUUCAUGGGCUAUUCGAUGAGCGAUCCGGCAUGCGGUUAUGUUGAACAAGUAGAUCCGAUAUAUCUGCUUCGGCCAGAGCUCGAGAAAAGUCCUUCGGACUUUUAGAAAGUUGAAUAUUAAGACAAAUAAUGGCUUCUAUGUAUGACUUCAGUAGUUGAAAACUGAGGUGGAUGCCGAUAUCCCACUUCUCCGAGUGCGGG
Molecule: messenger RNA, 1153 nt
Organism: Fusarium odoratissimum NRRL 54006
Lineage: Eukaryota; Fungi; Ascomycota; Sordariomycetes; Hypocreales; Nectriaceae
Exons: 3
Coding region: 138-1058 (306 amino acids)
Source: RefSeq, a predicted model, not a curated record